Messenger RNA from Solanum pennellii, 600 nucleotides. RefSeq names its product flowering-promoting factor 1-like. The coding region runs from base 56 to 376 and encodes 106 amino acids. Lineage: Eukaryota; Viridiplantae; Streptophyta; Magnoliopsida; Solanales; Solanaceae. The record is from RefSeq and is a predicted model, not a curated record. The transcript has a single exon. Gene Ontology annotation, biological process: regulation of flower development.
CAAACUCACACACAAUACUUACUUACUAUUUUCAUAUUCAUAUAUUUUUUGAAACAUGUCUGGUGUUUGGGUAUUCAAGAAUGGAGUAGUGAGGCUAGUUGAGAACCCCGGUGACUUCCACGGAGCGACGGGUCGCCGUAAAGUGCUUGUGCACCUUUCUAGUAAUGAAGUAAUAACAUCAUAUGCAUCUCUCGAGAGGAUUUUGUUCUCUCUUGGAUGGGAGAGGUAUUAUGAUGACCCUGACCUUCUUCAAUUCCAUAAAAGAUCAACUAUUCAUCUUAUUUCUCUACCAAAGGAUUUCAACAACUUCAAGUCCAUGCACAUGUAUGAUAUUGUUGUUAAGAAUCGUAAUGAGUUUACAGUUAGGGAUAUGUAGUACUACUGAUUAAUAAUUAGUUGAUUUGAGAUAUUUUUCUCAAAUUAAUUAAUGUUGUUUGAUUUAAAUUAGGUUGUUUCUUGUUUUAACUUAAUGUUUGGUUUGUGUAAUUUAGGUUUAAGGGGGGUGUUUAAGUUUCUUUUGGGUCAGGAAGCUAAUUAUUACUUGUUGUAAUGGUGUAAGAGUGAAGUUUUAUGGCAAUAAAAACUUGGUUUGGCUUGAAA